Messenger RNA from Symbiodinium sp. CCMP2592, 855 nucleotides. NCBI's taxonomy places the organism in Eukaryota, Dinophyceae, Suessiales, Symbiodiniaceae. The record is from the annotation of a GenBank genome assembly.
AUGAAAUGCUGGCGUCCUACUUGUGGGAAGAGAAAGCACAGCAGGAUGGAGCUCGGAUAUUGCUGCCGGGGAUGCAAGGCGGAUGGCUGCUGCACCCGGGAUUGUCAGAACCAGCCCUUCGUAGAGGCACCCAAGAGUCCGGGUUUAGCAGUAGUUCUCGAAGUGUCCAACGAGCCAUCAUCCCGUGAACAGCAGCCACCUGAAGAGCACAACAAUAUGGAAAGCAACAAUGUCAACAUCGAAAUGAAGGUGCUGGGGUUCAUGGACACCGCAUCACCCCUGGGCCCUACUUGGGAGAAGGCUUGCCAAGGUCGAGCACCUACUAUCGACGUUCCCACGGGCAUGCUCAUGGGGAAGUGGGCCGAGUGCUUGGCAUGGGCAGUCGCUUACGAGGCCCAGCAUCCGGAUUGGACUUCCGAUCGCAAGUUCCUCCUCCAAACUCCCGCAGGUCAAGUCAUUGAGGCCAUCGAGGCUGUCACCGUCGGUUCACGUCGUGGGCCGGUGGUCGAAGCAUCCCAGAAGUUCCUCAGGGCUUGUAGGCAAGCCGUCGAAGAUGGCAAGCCUCUGCCGUUGAUCGAUGUGCUGAACGACGGCUGGAUUAUGGACACGACGUGCUACGAGUGGAAGCACGUGCAGUUCAAAGCACAGUCGCAGGAGCUGAAGGGCUCUUAUUGGAAACGGAUGUGCGGGAAGAUCCUGGAGCACCCAUACGUCGCGGCACAGGCAGAGAUCCUGGCGGGGCCCCGGCGGAACUCCACCGGGGGCAGGAGACUCAGUGCCGUGGCCCAGACAGCCCGAUCGGCUGUCAGCGGCCUGAACUUCGAGACCCUUGCAGUUGCCGCCUCCAAGGCGUGA